Acinonyx jubatus (cheetah) is the source of this 4142-nucleotide messenger RNA. RefSeq names its product adaptor related protein complex 3 subunit sigma 2 (gene AP3S2). Bases 91 to 672 code for a protein of 193 amino acids. The record is from RefSeq and is a predicted model, not a curated record. Gene Ontology annotation, cellular component: membrane coat; AP-3 adaptor complex; intracellular membrane-bounded organelle. Gene Ontology annotation, biological process: intracellular protein transport; Golgi to vacuole transport. Lineage: Eukaryota; Metazoa; Chordata; Mammalia; Carnivora; Felidae. The transcript has 7 exons.
AGCAGCGCACCAAGCGGAAGUGGCCGUGUUGUGGCGGAAGUAGGUGCUUUGUGGGGGCCGCCGGCGCUGAAAGGAACGUGGCCGGCAAAGAUGAUUCAAGCGAUUCUGGUUUUCAACAACCACGGGAAGCCGCGGCUGGUCCGCUUCUACCAGCGUUUCCCAGAAGAAAUUCAACAGCAGAUUGUCCGAGAGACCUUCCAUCUAGUUCUCAAGCGAGAUGACAACAUCUGUAACUUCUUGGAAGGUGGAAGUUUGAUUGGUGGCUCCGACUACAAACUGAUCUAUCGGCACUAUGCUACACUGUACUUUGUGUUUUGUGUGGAUUCAUCCGAGAGUGAACUUGGAAUCUUGGACCUCAUCCAGGUUUUUGUGGAGACCCUGGAUAAGUGUUUUGAAAAUGUUUGUGAGUUGGAUUUGAUCUUCCAUAUGGAUAAGGUGCACUACAUCCUUCAGGAGGUGGUGAUGGGUGGGAUGGUGUUGGAAACCAACAUGAAUGAAAUCGUGGCUCAGAUCGAAGCUCAAAACAGGCUGGAGAAAUCCGAGGGUGGCCUGUCAGCAGCCCCCGCCCGGGCCGUGUCCGCUGUGAAAAACAUCAAUCUGCCAGAGAUUCCUCGGAACAUCAACAUUGGUGAUCUCAACAUCAAAGUCCCCAACCUGUCCCAGUUUGUCUGAGGGUCCACGGCUACUGAACUGGAGUCCUUGAAACCAGCCAAGCCAGUCCUGCCACAGAACGCACUCUGAGCCUUAGAAGGGUCGAGCCCGGGCCCUGACCCUUGCUGCCGUGGGGUCGGGGGGGAGCCCUGGGUUCACCGCUAGCAUGUGCUCGGUUCUCACCUGUGCCGACUGGUCGGCCUCUGAUACGUGUAGCCACCGCAGACGUGAGGGGGGCCCCUGGCCUCCGUGGGGUCAGCGUGCCCCAGCCACUCGUACCUUUACCUCCCGCAUGUAGCCGCUUCCAGGGCCUGGGCGCUGUACCGGGGCCCUCCUGCUUCCUAGAACCCGCCACCAGGACACUGUCUGACGAGAGUCUUUCUCCUUAGUACCACGAGGCUUCCGCGGUCCUAUAGCGUUCACUUUUGCUGGUGAGACGCCAUAGCUAGUGAAGGGCCGACCCUUAGGGGAUGCGGUGAGUGGCGGAGAAGGGCAGAGUUUUAUGAGAACCCAGAGUUGCCUUCUGGCUGUACUGUGUAGGCAAGCUUGCUGGUGACCCCGCCUCCAGAACACGUCCCCCACCGCCACAGUCCUUGCACAGGGCGCCAUCCCAACCACGAACCUGGUGCAUGCUGAUAGGGAGAACACCCCCUUCCCCACGGCCAUGUCUCCGGCACAGCCCGAGGGUCCCUCAGCAAAGGGGAGAGGCCCGUGUCUGUGGAAGGUAAAGCUGACAACAUGUGAAACGUCUCAGAAUUAUGACUCUUUCCAGGUUUAAAAUACAUUCUUCUGAUGAGCAGAUGGUCAGUUGCUGUGUUAGAAGUGACGGGUUUUCUCCAUACAGGAAAGCCACUGCUGCCUGCACCAGCCUGUGGAGCAUGAGAGCUGGGAUCACUGGUUCUAGAACGGGCACUGGGAAGACUGGGGACACGGGAAGUGUGCUGACUGAGACCCGUGGCUCUGCGGUGUCUUGUCCCCACCGUGGGAGGAGCCCCUCCCUGUUCCCCCCAGGUGACAUCCUCCCACGGUUGGCUUCGGAAACUUGUAAAUGUUUACGUGUGAUGAGUGUCUUCCUGUGGUUAAUGUGGAGCUAAAACUGCUCCUCCGAGUAGUGCCUGUUGCCGCGCUGCCCCGGGGUUAGGGAGCUCGCUGCGUCACCACGGCGACGUCUCCCAGCCAGGGGGCUUCCCGUGCGUGCCUGCCGGCGGGGGGCCCAGACCGCUCCAAUGUCCUGCUGCCGCUGCAGAGCCCGUCUGAGAUGGUGCCCCCCCCCCCCGGCCCCCAGGACCGCGGUGCUCCCGUGCUUGGUGCCCUCUGCUCCCCGCAGCCUCCUGUGCUCACUCGGGCAGACCCUCCCCGGUAGCCUCCGGGACGGGCGGGCGAUCAGAAGGAGGCCCUCUGUCCGAAGAGGGAGAGGAAGGUCAUGACGUCUGAUAGCAUUCUUUUGAAGGGUUUGGGUUUUCUGUAACAGACGCUUCAGCACGUCCGUGUCCCUCUCUCACAUUUACUAAGUGUGGAAUAAGAAAGGAGGAGCACGGAUGUGAGGCGGUGUGAGCAGGACCUUCCCACAGGCCUUACAGCCUUACAGCAGGCAUCAUCGUCCCCAUUCCGCAGGGACAGUAAGAGACAGGUCGAGUAACCUGCUUUGCGUCACACGGGGCUGAGAAUUGAGACUUGCCUGCCUAAGUCCAAAGUCCAUUUUCUUUCACUGCUCAAGACGGCUUCCAAUUUUAUCCUCUUUGUUCUGGAUAAGGAAACUGAGUCCCAGAGAGGUUAGUAGCUUCUCACAAACCCUGGUGAAACCAAACCUGGUUUGCUAAGGGGGCCAGUGACGACGUCCUCAGAGGGCGAAAGCUGGAGGCUUUCGGAGAGCUGAUGAGCAGCCCAGAGUAUUAAGUGUUGUGCUGAGGGUCAUGAAGCUAGAACCUGGUCAUUUCUCUGGAGUUUACGUAUUUAUGUUGUGGUUUAACGCAUCAGUGCAGGGCACCUGUCUGGCCCGGAUUUCCCAGGACAGCCUUCGAAUGUCUACCUGUCAGAAACCGAUGUUUUCUGGUUUCAGCUCUCCUCCCACAGACCACUGACUGGUCCCGGAGACUCCAACCAUUUGUAAGCGCCUGGUGCGUGCCAGGCUCAGUCCUAGGCACUGAAGAUGGAGAGAUCUGAGGCUCAGCUCCCGCCGUCGUCUCCGCCGAGGACCUCGGAGUGCCCGGAUUGAGCGACUGGAAGCCUGAAUCUGCAGUGACCGGAGUUGGUGGCUGUUCUGUGGAAUAGUUAAAGGACAAGAACCCAUUUGCCACCCCCGGCAGCCCCCAUCGUGCCCCGCUGGGCCAUGCUCCAAACAGCCCUUGUGCAAGCUGCUGUAACAGAAAGACUGGCUGGUGGCUUAACACUUCUCACGGUUCUGCAGUCUGAUCAAGAUCGAGGUGCCAGCAGAUUGGAUGUCUCUGAGAACCUGCUUCCUGUUUCACGGGCUGCCAUCUUCUUGCUCUGUCCUCACAUGGCGGAGAGAGAAGGCUCUUUGCUCUCCAUCCCCUUAUAAGGGUGCCAGUCCCAUCAUGGGGGCUCCACCCCACGACCACAUCCAAAUCUAAUCACCUCCCAAAGGCGCCCCCCCCCCCCCAGAUACCAUCCCACUGGGGAUUAGAUUUCAACAUAGGAAUCUGAAGGACGCAGACAUUCAUCCACAGGUCACCUUAUUACCUGCCUCUCCUCUUGGCCUACACGGCCGUGCGCUUAUCACAUGAGGAUUAAUUCGGGAUCUCUUGAGGCUUCUCAAGCCCCUGUUAUUCAGGCCUCCGCCCCUUACAAAGCCAGCCCUUCCCCGCCACCACCUCCACGGAGCCACACUAGCGAAGUGCUCUCUGGCCCCAGCUCCACCCAAAACCACGGGAGCGUGCCGGCUAAAUCCUGUCUGGUGGACCGGUCUUUAGUAGGGCGUUUCCUUCGUGUAGCCAUCCGUCCGUGGCUUUCCAAAUAGGAUGCAUCAGUGGCGCCUGAUGAUAAAAAUCGGGGUGAACGUGACAGCCAAGAUGGAGAGCCACUUACGUAUGAGAGACCGGGGCGUUGUCGGCUCCCAGCGAACACCCUGCUCUUCAGCCUUCCCUGUCCUCUACCUGGUCUCCCAGGGGCACCUGUCUCGCUGCGCUGAGGACCCUGCUCACGUGGCUUUGCCCUCUCGGGAGUGCGGCAGGGCUCCCGUCCGCUCUGACCUGGCAGCGGCUGCCAGAGAUGCAGACAGGCCCUCUCUAGGGAAAUAGUUCCCCGAGAAUAAUCUUUUCCAAAAGACUGGGUACGUUCUUUCCUAUUCGAUGAGUUAAUGUUUUAAAAAGGAAGUACAUUCAUGUAGUUCAAAAUUUAAGAUAACAGAAGCCUGUUCCGCCAGAUUCCCACCGUGUUCCCACAGACCACCAAGUUACCCCCCGACCCCGUGGCAACAAGUGUUUCCAGUUGAAAGGAUUAAGAAAUAAAGUCCCUGGAUUUUUAUUACCAAA